AGAAGCCAGUUUCUACCGGGAGUCGAAUAAAGAUGUUCCUCAUAUUACUGGCCCUGGCAGGCGUGGCCGCCCUCACCUACUACUGGAGCUGGAGGGCUGGCAGGAAGCACAUGUACGAACUGGCUGAAAAGAUCCCUGGUGAAAAAGGACUACCGUUCGUCGGACUCGCCCUGCACGUGAUGUUCAAAAACCACAACGACAUCUUGGAAUUCGCUUAUGGAUUGAGUCAAAAACCUGAGUACAAAGAUGUUACCAAAAUUUGGCUUGGACCCAGACUAAUCGUUUCCAUUCACAAUCCAAAAGAUGUCGAGUUGGUUUUGGGAAGUAAUGUGCAUCUAAGGAAAUCAAUUGAAUACAGCUACUUCCAGCCGUGGUUUGGAAAUGGUCUUCUUAUCAGUUAUGGUGACGUAUGGAAGACUCACAGGAAAAUGAUUGCGCCCACAUUUCACUUGAACGUGCUUAAAAAAUUCAUGAGCGAUUUCAACUACAACUCAAAGAGGUUGAUGGCGCGUCUGGAGCAUCUCGAAGGAAAGGAAUUCGACUGCCAUGAAUACAUGAGCGAGUGCAUGGUUGAAACGCUUUCCGAAACAGUCAUGGGCGUCAGACAAGAAGCCAAAGGGAGGAACUGCCUCACAUAUGCUAUGUCAGUUAUGAAGAUGUGCGAUAUUUUACACACGAGACAGACCAAGCUUUGGUUCAGGCCCGAUUUCUUGUUCCGAUUCACAAACCUCCGCCAGGACAAUGAUCACCAUCUUAGUAUUAUCCUCAACCUCACUAACAAUCUCCUACGAAAGAAGAAAGAACUGUACGACCACAAAAAAAAACCCUUUCCAGUACCAAAAGACGCAGCUGAAACUAAGAAAGAUUCCUCGCCCAAGGAAAAGUUCGCUUUUGGCAUUGCAACUGGGCUCAAUGAUGACAUUGAUAAUGAUGAAUGCGACAUAGGUGAAAAAAGAAGGCUCCCAUUUUUAGAAUCCAUGAUAGAAAGGGCACACAAAGGCGAUGGAAUGUCAGAUGUUGAGAUCAAAGAUCAAGUCAAUACUAUUAUGUUUGAGGGGCAUGAUACUACAGCAGCAGCAAGCAGCUUUUUCCUCUGUGUCAUGGGUGCUAAACCAGAUAUCCAGGAAAAAGUAAUUGAAGAAAUAGAUUCGAUCUUUGGCAAUUCCGACCGCGAUGUGACCUUCCAGGACACACUUGAGCUUAAAUUUUUGGAGAGGUGUUUACUCGAAACUCUUAGGCUCUUCCCUCCAGUGCCGAUCAUUGCGAGAACACUCGAACAUGACUUGUCAUUAGCUACAAGCGAUUUGGUCGUCCCUGCCGGCUGCACUGUUGUCAUACCGAUGUUCAAGAUUCAUCGAAGGGGUGACAUUUACCCCAACCCUGAAGAGUUUGACCCUGACAAUUUCCUACCUGAAAAUGCCGCCUCGAGGCAUUAUUACGCCUACGUGCCGUUCAGCGCAGGUCCAAGGAGUUGUGUCGGUAGAAAAUACGCCAUGCUCAAGCUGAAAAUCCUCCUCACCAAUAUUCUUAGGAAAUUCCAAGUCAAACCAUCCAAACUUGCGAUGAAGGAUUGGAAACUCCAGGGUGACAUCAUCCUCAAGAGAUCAGAAGGCUUCAAUGUUGCAUUAGAAAAGAGGACGAGCAUUGCAACAUAGAAAUAUCAUUUAAACAAAACUAAAUAUAGAAAUAUUAAGUCUAAUAUGAGUGAAACAUGUAGUAUUUGAUUGAGUCUGCAUUAUUU
Molecule: messenger RNA, 1741 nt
Organism: Cimex lectularius (bed bug)
Lineage: Eukaryota; Metazoa; Arthropoda; Insecta; Hemiptera; Cimicidae
Product: cytochrome P450 4g15-like
Exons: 11
Coding region: 33-1655 (540 amino acids)
Molecular function (GO): oxidoreductase activity, acting on paired donors, with incorporation or reduction of molecular oxygen; monooxygenase activity; heme binding
Source: RefSeq, a predicted model, not a curated record